This is a messenger RNA of Zerene cesonia (dogface butterfly), 2099 nucleotides long. RefSeq names its product protein FAM234A. NCBI's taxonomy places the organism in Eukaryota, Metazoa, Arthropoda, Insecta, Lepidoptera, Pieridae. Bases 185 to 1516 code for a protein of 443 amino acids. The transcript has a single exon. The record is from RefSeq and is a predicted model, not a curated record.
GUCAAGUCAAUUGUCACGUAAAAUAAACACCGCUGCGCAGUUGAGUACCUACCAAGCCAACUAGGUAUUGAUUUUAUUAGUCUCAAACCAAGAUAAUAUUUUUGUAUUCCUUAUUGUGAUUAACCCAGUGAAUUUACAAAUCCUUGAAUCUCGCCAUGUGAAAGUCUUUUUACUUUAGACAGUCAUGUCCACGAAUGGAAAUGGUGGUACGUAUGCACCGCUAAAGCAGCUUGUGUCAGAUUCCGACUCCGAAGACGAUCAGAAAUUGCAAAAUGCAGUUCAUAUUAAAGCCUCUGAUAGUUGCAAUAAUGUUGAUUACAAUAGCGGCCUUCAAUCUUCAAAAAAUUAUAGUAUGAGCGAUAUGGAUGAUUACAAUACCAAUCUCAACACCAUGGAGAGCACUAUGGAUAACGUAAGCUUCUUACAAUCCGAUGCCUCUAAUAAAAUGUCAUUCCCGCGCCGAUGCGCCUUUGGCGCUUCGAUUUUUCUUUGCCUCUUUACUGUUGUUAUAUUUUUAUGGGGAAUACCAUGCUCGGAUGUAGGCAGCUGUGCAAAUAAAGAAUGGCAAGAUAAAAGUACAAGCUGGGAAGUACCUUACGAUGAAAUCGAGUUAUCCGGCGCAGUUCAAGUAGUUGAUGGUGCAAUACCUAAUACAAAAAACCUUAUAUUUAUUUACCGAGGCAACCACAUGAAAAACAAUCAAAAUAACAAUGACAAUGUGAAUGGAGUUUUGUUAAUAGUAGGCAAUACAGGAAAAGUUGGGUGGUACACAAGGGAGACUAGGAUUCCUACAGAAAUCAAUUGUAAUAUACUUGAUGUCAAUAAUGAUAAGCAGAAUGAUUGUAUAGUCUCAGGUACUGAAGGAUUGCUUGCAGCCUUGAAUCCAUUGUCAGGAACAUAUUAUUGGUAUAUUCAUAAGCAAGGAAAAGUAUUUAGUAAUAUAGCAGCAAUUGACUUCCCUAUGGUCGUUGAAGAUAUGGAUAAGGAUAAAGUAAAUGAUCUCCUGACAGUUGCAACCGUUUAUCCAAACACUAAUCAUAAUUCACUCCUCAUAAUUUCUGGUGCCACAGGUAAUAUUAUAGGAGAUCCAAUGAUCAUUGAUAAUUGUCUCUCUGUCAAACUUCUGAAUGAAACUGCUAAUAUUACUUAUCUAUGCAAGAAUGGCACAUCAGUGGCUGUUAGACAAAUAUAUCCAGAACUCUAUAAAAAGCUUUUAAAAUUCGAUCGCACCACAAAUGAGACCCCUUCUGCAUCCUCAACCUCCAAGAGACUAAAUUUAAGCUUGAAAAAUAAUAUUGGAAACACAAAGCAAGUGUAUACGAAUGGCGCUGGUAAGUUAAGAGUAGAGAAUUAUGGUGAAUGCCCAACUUCCUGUAAAGUGAGUUUGAAGCUGAUUCUCGAACGCAAUGGUACAACAAAUGUGAGCUGGGAGUACACAGCCAAUCAUGUCUAUGCAAUGAGGCCUAGUUUGUUUGCAUUCCCAAACUCGAUUCAAGGAUUUGUUUUAAAAUUAUGACAGUGGAACAGUGCACACCUGGCAAAGGGUGCACUUAAAAUUGACGAAAUAAGAUACAAUGUGCAGAAUUCAAGCCCGAAGAAUACUUAUGACAAAUUUUACUAUCGCCCCUCUAUCAACAUUGCGUCAAUAUCGUCAUUCAUUAAAUACGACAACUUUGUAGCUCACGAUAUUUCCGAGAGAAUUGUACUAGUUGCGUUUGAUAAAUUGCAAACUUAUAUUCAUGUGAAUGUUAGUCAAACGGACAUACUUCAGAUAUGUGUGCGUGGACAGAUAAACUCCAACAUUCCAUUGCCCACUUGCCAACCUGAUUUAGAAUACCAAGAACAGUCUCUCACCAUUGCUGAUUUAGAUGGCGAUCAAUCACACGAAUUAAUAUCUUAUUACAGUACAUUUGUUGCUCCAGAGAAUUAUGGGGUGAAGAAAUCGGAUCCAUAUGAUAAUUGGCACUUAUCUUCGACUGUAAGAGUAAUUCGCCUCGAAACAGAGUUGCCCAAACUAUUUGUUGCUGAAAGUUAAACAUUAUCUAUGAAAGCUUGCUGCUGUAUGUAGCUUAUGUGUGUGAUAAAUUUCUAGUCAUUUC